This is a messenger RNA of Neodiprion virginianus, 3064 nucleotides long. RefSeq names its product venom allergen 5-like. The coding region runs from base 66 to 818 and encodes 250 amino acids. Gene Ontology annotation, cellular component: extracellular region. Lineage: Eukaryota; Metazoa; Arthropoda; Insecta; Hymenoptera; Diprionidae. The record is from RefSeq and is a predicted model, not a curated record. The transcript has 5 exons.
CACAGUUUUAACGGCAGUCGCUGAUCAACUUUUACUGACGCUUGUUUUACGAAUAGUGUAGCGAAAUGUUUGCCUGUUCAACAUCGGCCGUCCUUUUCAUCUUGACCCUGUCGUCCUGGCUUUGCCAUCAGUCCUCCUGGGCUGCAUCCAACUAUUGUACGAUUUCUACGUGCGGAACCCAACGGCACACGCUCUGUCUCUAUCCUAACAACGGUCCAUCCAGUCAGUGCAGAAAUUACGAUCCGGCACCGUUGUCAAGUGACGAAAGAGCGGCCAUCGUUGCCCACCAUAAUGAGCGUAGACAGAGAGUUGCCAGUGGUCAGGAAACUCGAGGACGUCCAGGACCUCAGACACCCGCCAGUGACAUGAAGGAGUUGAAAUGGGACGACGAAUUGGCAACGAUUGCUCAACGCUGGGCUGAUCAAUGCGCUAUGAUUCCUCACGACGAUUGCAGGGAUACCGAAAGAUUUCGCGUCGGUCAAAACGUUGUGGACUACUGGAGCAGUCACAACGUGAAUCCGCCAAUCGAAAACCUCGUGGCGGGCUGGUACGACGAAGUUGGACAGUUCAGCAAGAACGACAUUGACGUUUAUCGGUUUGAUGAAGCCACGGGACACUACACGCAGAUGGUCUGGGGAAACACGUCGUUCAUCGGAUGUGGACGAGCCCGUGACACGAGUCGCGGAUAUCAUACUCGACUGGUUUGCAAUUACGGGCCUGCCGGCAACUUCAUCGGUAGACCGGUAUACAAAACCGGUAGACCUGCUUCCGCCUGUACUGAUGGUGUCAGCAGAACCUAUCCAGGCCUCUGUAGUUAGGAAACAAUAUGUAGACAAGUGUCUCACACACAUGGCAUGCCGAUUAGUGAUGUAAAGUAUGUUGUACCGACUUGCUAGUUAAGUAUGCACAGUGAAUGUACAAUUGAGGUGCUCCUUGAAAAGAUCAUUUUUGAAUUUCAGUAAUUUUUUCAGAUUUUCAUGUCAAAUUUAACCGGUGACCCAAAGAGGGUCGAUUCCGUUCAACCUUUUCAGAGUGACAUCAAAUCUACCGAACGAAUUUGGAUAAAAUUUGGUCUAGGGAGGUUGUGUGGGUCGCUGAUUAGGAAUCUGAACUCAAAAUUUUUUAAUUUGAAAUAGUGGAUCCGAUAUGACAAUAUCAAGUGAGUUUUGGGGUUUUAUCGCGAAGCUGGUCAGAGUUAAUCCAAAAAUUAACUUCGUUAUUCAUUAAUUCGCUACUUAAAAAGUCAACUUCGAUAAUCGUUGAAUAUUUAAAAAAAAUUUUGAAACCCACGGCAUGCCUAGUAUAACAGCUAUGUAUGCAUCACAUUCGCACUCGCACUUCGCAUUAAUUCAUUAGCCAUUCGACUCGCCGAGCGUACGAACUUCAAUUGAACGAAAGUUAAGAAUACCGUUAAUUAUUGUUUUGGUCAACUCAAAGGUUAAAUCAGAGCAAUUUUGUUACCUUCGUUAGUUACCGAUUAAUGGAUUAACGGUUUUCUGCCCAGCUUUGGGUUUUGGUCCACCAUAUCGGAUCCGCCAUUUUGAACUUUCACAUUUCGAUUUCGGAUUCGUAAUCAGCGAUCCAAAAAACCCCCCAACAACAAUUUCAUAAAAAUCCGUUCGGUAGAUUCGAUGUGCCCCUGAAAAUGUUGAAUGGAGAUAUAAUCCACCCUCUUUGGGGCACGAGUUAGAGUUGAGAUAAGAAUCUGAAAAAAAUGGAGAGUUAUUUUUGAAUCACGUGCUUAAUGCUACUCCACUCUUUGCGCACUUUGUUUUUUGGCCCGAUUUUCUCUCCCGCAUCGAAGAUCACCUGACAUCUCGCGAAAUAACUGGAUCACCAUGGUUAAAUGGCCAUGGAUGCAUCGAUCAGAGACUUGCUGGUUUUUGGCUUUGUGUCGCCACACUGCGGGCGGCGGGUUCGAAUAAGAAUUACUUUCGCCUUCUUCAUUGUCGUCCGUUGACGUCUUGACGAUUCUUCCAUUUAAUACCGUUUAGGCCCUAAUAGUGGCUGACGAGACUGCUCUUGCUGGUGACUUGAGCUCCAACGAUGCAACUUGGCAUUGUAACGCGAAAUAUCUAUUAUCCAGCAGUUCGGCAGCACUGGAAACUCGAUGUAUCCAUGCGUCUAUAUAUCAGUCGGUCAACGGUACUCGGCGGGUGUUCUUCUUCCCUUAUAACCUUAGACUCUUUCCAAAAUACUUUUCUAUGGACGAUUCUUACCCUCUGUUAUAUAUAAUGUAUCAAUGCAAUGCUCUUGCACAAACGGUAAACACUUUCCGGUUGCUGGUGAAGGGGGCGAAAUGCAACUCACUUCAGUCAUUCCUCAAUAUCGACGUUUUUAUUUUUCAUUCAAUGUUCGAAUGUUUCGUCCAACGUCUUACUUCUGUAAACAAAUAAUCUGUCCAACGGUUUAACCUGAUAUCCAAACGUUUGAGAGAAAAAUAUAAUAGGUAUGAUAACCAAACCGGUUUCUUUUCCCGUUAUUUUGGGUCCAUCAAAUUUCAGACCCUUUUGCUAUUCCACUAAACAUCCAAACCCUGAUGUGUACUUAAAGAGUAUAAAGACAUACCUGCAGGUAAUCCUGGUGUUAAGCAAACUUCUUCUAAUCCCCGAGUUGGAACGAUCGUUUAGUAUUUUCAAAGUGAAUUGCUGUGACUCGGUGUUGAAAAAUGGUCGACCCGAGCCAUCGGGUAAAUCGUAUUAUAGGCAGGGGUGAAAUCGGGGGAAAAGGAAUCCCAACUGCUGGGUAACUUCUGACGCCAUUGGCGCGGAUACAAAGUCGUGCAUAGGCUGAAAAGUCGGAGGUCUCAAUGUCGUUCGUAUAGCAUGCCUAAUGAUAAAAGUAUGUAUGCGCUGUUAUCCGACCUUUUACCACGCGUAAGCGUAAAGAAACGCGUAUUUUUCUCCCUUUGUAUUCAUGCUUAAAACCCGAGGAUACGCUAAAAAAUGUUGAAAUUGAAAAUGGACCAAUCAGCAAUUUUAAGGUCUUAUAUACCGUCGGUUAUGACCUUUCAUCACGAACCUUAUGAAAAAUAAUCACGUUCAAAAUGCUUUCGCAGCGAAUA